Molecule: messenger RNA, 1692 nt
Organism: Nerophis lumbriciformis (worm pipefish)
Lineage: Eukaryota; Metazoa; Chordata; Actinopteri; Syngnathiformes; Syngnathidae
Source: RefSeq, a predicted model, not a curated record
UUGAUGAGAGUCGCAGACAUGGUGCGGCGUAGGCUUUUGGGCUGGUUGGCCCGCGUGGGUGCCGUGCUGGUUUUACUAUGCUGCUCCUUGUUGUUCAUCUACUUGAUGACCUGCAGUCCCCUCCCCUUAGAGCCCCACGCUGGUGUCAAUCAGCUCAGCCUCGGUGAAAUGAGCCUUGGGGUGGAGGUAGGCAUGUCUGGAACUGGGCGAGCUCACCAAAGCGGGGUACCCCCAAUGAUUCACUCCUACCAGGCGCUGCUGCAAGAGCUUGAAGAGAAACACCGCCUGCACAUCUCCUCACUGAAGAAACAAAUUUCUCAGCUCAAAGAGGCGUUGCAGGAGCGUAGUCAGCAGCUGAAAGGUGUGCAAGACAGCCUAAAGAAAGCUACCGUUGGGGCAGACGUGCAUGGGUUACCGGCUGGUGACCUCGGAAAUGCCCCUGGAGCCAAAAGCCAGCAGGCGAACCUUCAGGACUUCCUGAGAAGCCAGAUCUCCAAAGCUGAGAUAACGGCCGGAGCCAGGAUACAUAGCGAAUAUGCGGUGGUACCCUUUGAGAGCUUCACUCUGCAGAAAGUCUACCAGCUGGAGAUGGGCCUGUCACGGAACCCUGUGAGGACUGACAAACGGGAAGAGCUAGGCGAGGUGCUUGAGACUGCCCUGCGCAACCUCAACACACCGACAGGGCAACUGGACAGCAAGAGUAGCAAAGUCUACUCGCAGUCCGACUUUGUUGAAGGCAUCACGCGCACAGAGAAGGACAAAGGGACAGUGUAUGAGCUGACUUUCCGAGGGGAAUCCAGUCAGGAAUUUCGUCACCUGGUUUUCUUCCGGCCCUUCGGUCCACUCAUGAAAGUGAAGAGUGAGCGCGUGGACACGACAGAUGUGCUUAUCAAUAUUGUGCUGCCGCUGUCCCGACGCACAGACAACUUCAAGCAGUUCAUGCACAACUUCAGAGAGAUCUGUGUGCACCAGGACGGCCGCGUCUACCUCACAGUGGUCUAUUUUGGGAAGGAUCAACUGAGCGAGGUCCAACACAUUCUGGAGAGCACAUUCAGGGAAGUCAACUUCAAAAACUACACUCUCCUACAGUUGGAUGAGGAUUUUUCCAGAGGUAGGGGAUUGGAUAUCGGGGUCCGAGCGUGGAAGGGCGGCAACGUGCUGCUCUUCUUCUGCGACGUUGAUGUCUACUUAACCGCAGACUUCCUCACAACUUGCCGUCUCAACGCACAAUCUGGAAAAAAAGUAUUCUACCCAGUGUUAUUCAGCCAGUACAAUCCAAAAUUGAUCUACGGCGGUCCUGAGCACAUCCCGCCAGUGGAACAACAGCUGGUGAUAAAUAAGAAGACGGGCUUCUGGAGAGAUUUCGGAUUCGGCAUGACCUGCCAGUACCGCUCAGACUUUAUCAACAUAGGAGGUUUUGAUAUCAACAUCAAAGGCUGGGGCAGCGAGGAUGUGUACCUGUACCAAAAGUACCUUCACAGCAACCUCCUGGUGGUGCGGGCUCCGUCGCGCAACCUCUUCCACCUAUGGCACGAGAAGCAUUGUGCUGACAAUCUUGCACCCAAGCAGUACAGCAUGUGCAUGCGGUCCAAGAUCAUGAACGAGGCGUCGCACCAACAGCUUGGCUUGCUCUUCUUCCAAAAAGACAUUGAAGCACAUCUGCGCAAGCAGAACACGCAACAAAAACAAUAA